UCUUCAUCAUUUCACGCAAGGAUAAAGCCGCUCCUCCACACACCAUCCAGAGUAUGAAGUGUAAUAGAAUCAGGACGAUCAUGAAGCGGUGGCGCAGUCGACCGCUUCCCUUCCUCUCCUUCCUCCUAUUCACCUUCAUCCUCAGCUCCAUCCUGACUCCAGAGAAGGUCGAUUUGUUGGAUAAGUUUCACCAAUCCAAGAGCACGAGGAACCCAACAUCUAUCCUCCCCACACAACCUGAAGCACUCACGAUCAGCGACAACCAUCAAGAUGAAUCAAAAAGGAAGAUGAAGAAAGUGGAGCCGACACACACGUUAAACCAUCCUCUUAAAACAACUACAUUACCCGAACUCCAGCAGAGAAACUUCGAAGGGACGGCUGACGGCGACCCAGACUUGGUGUCCUACCUCAGGAAGUACAAGCUGCGCCCGCCUUCCAAGGAACCUUACCGCCUCAGUAGUUCCAAUUCUCGGGACUACUCUCUGGCGGCCACGUCGCCUGCGCUGGAGGAGCUGCUUCAUGAUGUGAAGAACGGGUUCUUCGUUGAGGUGGGAGGUUACGACGGAGAGUAUCAGAGCAACACUCUCUCCUUCGAGAAGUACCUCAACUGGACGGGUCUCCUGAUCGAGGCCAACCCUGACCUGUACCAAAAACUGAUCAAGAGGAACAGGAAAGCUUACACCAUAGAGUCUUGUGUGUCCCUUCAACCAUACGUAACCACUGUGAGGUUUAUGCCAAAAGGUGUAGUGGGUCGUAUUAACAAGAAUGGAACCUUGACAGUGCAGUGUUACCCCCUACACUCCAUCCUGCUCGCCCUCAACAGGACUUACAUUGACCUGUUCUCAUUGGACAUCGAAGGUGACGAGUUUUGGGUCCUGAAAACGAUUCCUUUUGACAAGAUGGAGUUUCGUGUUAUCGUGGUGGAGGUGAAACACAUCGCGGAGGGCCCCAAGGUCCUCACAGACUUUAUGUUGAGUAAAGGCUACAUAUUCCUCAAGACUCACCACAUUAACGUCAUCUACGGAAAGAAGGAACUGUUUCCUGCUCCUGUAGCUUCCGCCAAAGCCGCUAAUGUCGCCGCCGCCGCUGCAGUUGCCCACAAUGCUGCAGCAGCAGCAAUUAAACGCGCCAGCGCCGUCACUCUCGCUACCCCUAAUUGAGGGAUAACAUUGGCAUCACCCGACAGGCAUUUCUUUUAGAAAUUACUGCACAGCAGUAGUUCAAAUAUUACCAAGAACAUCGCACAUACAGAAGUUAAUUCACUUUGUAGUCACUACCGAGGAAAAUUUUGUGGAUAUACAAUACUUAAUAAAUUUCUCCUCACAUCCCAAGUCCAUACUGACAGGUUCACUCUAUUAAAAGUAGUGUGGUGAUAGAAUUUAUCUCAUGCUGAUCUUUUUAAAACCAACAUUAUGUUAUGGUCUUUUGUUUUGAUAUGUUAUGCAAUACUAAACAAAAUUCUACGUUAUCAAUUAC
Messenger RNA from Homarus americanus (American lobster), 1476 nucleotides. Its product is annotated as protein Star-like. Bases 54 to 1160 code for a protein of 368 amino acids. The transcript has 6 exons. The record is from RefSeq and is a predicted model, not a curated record. NCBI's taxonomy places the organism in Eukaryota, Metazoa, Arthropoda, Malacostraca, Decapoda, Nephropidae.